Messenger RNA from Xiphias gladius (swordfish), 2317 nucleotides. It is a transcript of the gene f9b, whose product is annotated as coagulation factor IXb. Lineage: Eukaryota; Metazoa; Chordata; Actinopteri; Istiophoriformes; Xiphiidae. The record is from RefSeq and is a predicted model, not a curated record. Gene Ontology annotation, cellular component: extracellular region. The transcript has 8 exons. Gene Ontology annotation, biological process: proteolysis. The coding region runs from base 233 to 1912 and encodes 559 amino acids. Gene Ontology annotation, molecular function: calcium ion binding; serine-type endopeptidase activity.
UAUACACACAUUCAGUAUCUCUCACCCACUUUUUUUUCUUUCACUCUCACACACAUGCACACAAAGAUGUGAACAAACACAGACACCCACAUAGUCUGUGGCCUCCCAGGUGAGUAAACAGCGAGUUGCUGUACUUUGGAGUGGUGGAUCAGUCUUUCCAGCACCGAGUUCUGGCUUUGGCUCUACUGUUAAAAGCAGACGGACAACUGACAACGACAACGACAACGACAAGAUGGCUGGAGUUUGUUGGCUGGCCCUGAUUGGUGGUUUACUGCUGAAGGUGUAUGGACUGGAAGCUGAAAUCACUGAGGAGAACUCAGGAGCUGUGUUUGUGUCUGAGCAGGCGGCACACAUGGUGCUGCAUCGCCAGCGCAGGUACAACAGCGGCCAUCUUGAAGAAAUGCUUCACAAAGAUAAUCUGGAGCGGGAGUGUAGAGAGGAACUCUGCUCAAUGGAGGAGGCCAGGGAGGUCUUUGAGAAUGAUGAGAAAACUUUGGAAUUCUGGGCCAGCUACAUUGAUGGCGACCAGUGUAAGCCACCCCCCUGCCAGAAUGAAGGUGUGUGUGAAGAUGGGAUCAGCACUUAUCUUUGCUGGUGCAAAUCAGGCUUCAGUGGCAAGAACUGUGAGAUUGAGGUGAACAAGCAGUGUGUGAUCAACAAUGGUGGUUGCUCCCAUUUCUGUGUGAUGCAGGAGUAUCAGCCUGUGUGCUUGUGUGCAGCUGGUUACAAACUUGGGCCAGACAAGAAGAGCUGUGAACCAACAGGACCCUUCAGCUGUGGUCAUGUGAACCUCUCCACCCCAUUGGUCACCAGGUCCAUCAUAAACCCACGGUCAUCAAACACAUCAGAAACCUCUGAAAGGAACGUCAGUUUCAGCCAGAUUCUGCAGGAUGACAACUCUGAUGACAAUCUAACACAGUCAUAUGAUUACUACAACAUCCUGUUGAAUGAUUAUGACCCGUUCAACGUCUCUUUGGCUUCUGCAGUAGACAUACAUUCGUUGGAGUCAGAUUCAAACUCUGCAAUAAAUCCAGCUGAGGUUGCUGUGGACAGCAGUAAGGCGAGGAGUAUCAGUGAAACAUCCCCAGAAAAAGAGCUGCUGCCCUCUGAAGUUUUCUUCCCCAUACUGCCCAGUAUCACAGCUGAACCCAAUACUGAUGAGAGGAUUGUGGGGGGCCAUGAGGCCAAACCUGGAGAAAUACCUUGGCAGGUGAGCCUGAUGUAUCCCUCAGUCGUCCUUGGGAGAGCAGAGUCCUUCUGUGGAGGAGCUCUGCUCAGUGAUUUAUGGGUCAUCACUGCUGCCCACUGUCUGGUGCAGCCUGGUCUCACUACAAAAGAUUUCUUCGUCAGAGUGGGUGAACACGAUUUGAUUCGGACUGAGGGUCCAGAGCGAGACUAUGCAGUGGCAGAGAAGCAUAUCCACCACCAGUAUAAUGACAACAAGUCGCAAUUUAACCAUGAUAUUGCGCUGCUGAAGCUUGCCAAUCCAGUGGAACUGUCCAACGAACGGCGUCCCAUCUGCUUGGGCCCCAAAGACUUUACAGAGAACAUACUGAGGGACUCAAGCAGCUCCAUAGUGAGCGGCUGGGGAAAGCUGAAGUACCAAGGCCUUGAUGCCACCAAACUCCAGAAGCUGGCGGUGCCCUACGUGGACCGCACCUGGUGUAAAAAGAGCAGCCGGGAGCACGUCACACGUUUUAUGUUCUGUGCUGGCUUCCUAAAUGAACAGAUGGAUUCGUGCCAGGGGGACAGCGGGGGCCCGCAUGCCACCAAUUACAAAGGCACUUGGUUCCUGACAGGUCUCGUCAGCUGGGGGGAAGAGUGCGCCAAGGACGGGAAGUAUGGCAUCUACACUCGAGUCUCACGGUACUACACGUGGAUCAGUCAGAGAACAGGAAUUCAAAUUAACUGACAAAGAGUGUCAUGCAAAGAACACAGCUUCAGUCAAGAAGACAAACAAUUUUCGUUGUUCUGCCAUUGAGAAAGUGAAAGGUUUCUUUCUACUGAGUCAAGUGUUCAUGUUCAUUUUGACUUUCCAAUAAAAUAUAAUCAAAAAAUCUGAAUAUUUGCAUGUCUCUGUUCUAAUAUUGCCAAAUAAUACCUUGAAGCUCUUCAUACAACUUUUGAUCUUCUCAGGUUGAAGCUGAGCAGAGCUAUGGUGACGAUUACAUGAUGUCAACAAACUCUGUAUAGGUGAUGUCAGAUCAACGUUGGCAAGGCACAAAUUACUCACACAUUGUGGGCUAGUGCCUCUGGGGCAGGAAUAAAAAGAAGUGUCGUAACCAUAAGCUGCAUGAUUAGGAAGCUAGCAACAGCA